UUUAAGAAUGUCUUUUCAUCGCAGUAACGUCUCCCGAAGUGACACCAAAGUUGCACUUUGGUGUCGGCAUGGACGGAAAGGAAGAGGGAGACAAAAUGCAGAGACCAAAACAAGCAAAAUAUGAAGACAAUCACAAUGAAAAAGAAGGUCUUGGUUCUGUUGUUGCUAACCAUUAUAAUAACCUCCAGAACAAGGGGGUCGUAGAAAGGGCAAAGAGCCGUAUAUUUUAUAUGAGAAAUUUCAAUAACUGGAUCAAAAGCUACCUUAUAAACUACUGCCUUGAGCAAAUUCGAGAGAGACAGGUAGAUGACUACCCAAUAUCUGUGCUUGACCUUGGCUGUGGAAAAGGUGGUGAUCUUCUCAAGUGGCAGAAGGGAAGUAUUAAACAUCUGAUAUGUGCUGACAUUGCUGCUGUAUCAAUGGAAGAAUGCAAAGAACGUUAUGAAAUCAAUAAGGAAAGGGCAAGAGGUCCUUUAUUCUCAGCAGAAUUUAUUGUUGCAGACUGCACCAAAAUGCGAAUCAAAGAUCAUUUUGAAAAUUCAAAUAGAAUGGUGGACUUGGUAUCAUGUCAGUUUGCUUUUCAUUAUUGUUUUGAAAGUCUCGCCCAGGCAGAAACGAUGCUUCGCAAUAUCUCAGAAAACUUAAAAAAAGGUGGAUACUUCAUUGCAACAAUACCAAAUGCAUAUGAAAUAAUGUUAAGGCUAAAAAACAGCGAGGAUGGAUUAAGUUUUGGGAACGAAGUUUAUCAGAUCAAGUUCCCAGAGGACAGACCAGCAACCCCUCUAUUAUUUGGAGACAGAUAUAAUUUCUAUCUGCAAGAUGUUGUUGACUGUCCAGAGUUUCUCAUCCACCCUCCAACUUUAGAAACUCUUGCUGCAAAAUGGGGAUUGAAGCAAGUAUGGAUUCGAGAUUUUCAAACUCUCUUUGAAGAUGCUGUGAAAGAUCGGGAGUAUCAGAAUCUCCUCGCUGUGAUGAGGGCUUUAGAGAACUACCCAACAAAUGAGCAAGAAACUGAGACUGAGGGUGAAUACAGCCAUGCUGAAGAUCACCUUGCCAAGAAUGAGAGAGCUGAUCGUAUAAGGACACUCUCAAAGUCAGAGUGGGAUGCAAUCCGUAUAUAUCAGGCAUGCCUCUUCAGGAAAGUAUCAUAAGAUCUCAUAUCAUGUAGAGGCCUCACCGUCAUCAUUUUGCACAAAUUGGGAUACUGCAAAAGGUGUAGAGAAAUUGGAACAUUGCACUGUCUUUAAUUUUGUGCAACGUCUAUCCCAGUUAUAUUUGUACACAGGCAUAAGUUCUUUAUUAUAUUUGUCUGUUUCGGUAUUUUUGUAAUCGAAAUUAGCAUAAAAAAUAUGAUGUGUUUUAUUAAUUUUAAGUUAUCCUUGUUAAGAGAACUGUUAUGAUUUUUUUACUCUUAUUUUUUAUCAUUAUUACCUAUAUUUGUAAAUUCCUGUAAUCACCAUUAUUUUAAUUAUCAUCUUUAUCAUUGUUCCUACUAUAUCUAUAUAUUUCUUGUCAGGGACACUUUUCUUCCUAUUAUUCAAAAUAGUACAAAACAAUAUGUUUUUGCUACUUGAUCUGUUUGAUAUUUAGGGUAAAAAUGGAAUGUUUACGAUAUUGAUUAAAGUGUAAAAAAAUGGAAAUAAAAUUUGGUACAAGUGUUCAUUUAAGUAUAUAACCUGAUUAAAUCUAAUGUGAUUAUGGACUCUCUUGCCUAUGCUAAAUUAAAAAUUAAAAUGGUUGACAAUUCAUUGACAACGAAAGAAUUAGGAUGUUAUAUUACAACUUCUUUUUGGAAUAAAGUUAUUAAUUAAG
Molecule: messenger RNA, 1812 nt
Organism: Penaeus monodon (black tiger shrimp)
Lineage: Eukaryota; Metazoa; Arthropoda; Malacostraca; Decapoda; Penaeidae
Gene: Rnmt
Product: mRNA cap guanine-N7 methyltransferase-like
Exons: 10
Coding region: 69-1151 (360 amino acids)
Biological process (GO): 7-methylguanosine mRNA capping
Cellular component (GO): nucleus
Molecular function (GO): mRNA 5'-cap (guanine-N7-)-methyltransferase activity
Source: RefSeq, a predicted model, not a curated record